AGCUUUUUGGGGCUUAAGUCGUAGUUAAUUUUGUAUUUCAGGGGUCCUCGCUCCUGCCCAGCGCGCUAAAGGCGUGUGCAGGAGGCUGUGCCCGAGCUCUAAUUAGGAGCGCGCCGCGCGCCAUGCUUGGGCCAGUGGCACUUCCGGCGAGGUCUGCGACGCACGCGCCCUUCGUUACCGUGGACCGCAGGGAGGCGGGCUACGCCAGCCAGCACGAGUACAACGAGUUCGCCGUGGCCGCAGUGAUGAACAAUUGCUUGACCGCCCUGCCUCAGCCCAGGCCGCCGCCAGCACUGCUCAUGGCGCAGCGCGCCAUGGCUGCUACUGCCGGCAUGUUCGACUUCGCUGGCUGCGCGCUCGCUGCACCUCUGGCUGUGACCCACCCUGCGCCGAGGGCGCCAGCCCUGACGCCGUCCUCAGUACGCUUGCCUGCGCGCAUGUUCGCGAGCAGCGGUCCAGUCCAGCAUGGCGCGGCCCAGCUCGGCGGCGGCUCCCUCGGGCUCGCGGAUUCCUCGAGCCAUGGCAGGGGCGGAGCCGUCGCAUGCGACGUCAGCUUCGUGGCGCCCUGGCCGGUGGUGUACGCCACGCUGGCGCCCGCGCCUCCCGCAGUGGCCUGCACGGCGACAGCCGCGGCCGCCGCGCUGGGUGCCACUGCCGGCGCCGCCGCGGCCAGCAGCCGCGGGGCGUGGACGUCACCGGGGGCAACGCCGCGCGCCGUCUGAGAGCCCCUGCCUGCGAGGGUGCCGACCCCCACGAAGAGCAGCACGGACCUCGAGCGAGCGGCGCGCCUGCGGUGCGCGGGCGGGGCGGACGUCACGAGCGCGUGAUGGCCCCGCCACGAGCAGCGGCCUGACCGGAAGUGGAUCGUCCCUGCAUGCGCUCCCCUCCGCGGCAUGUGUAGUCCCUUCACUCCGCCCCUCGACGCAGCCACGAAACCGGAGGCGUGAAAGGAAGGAAGCGGGGGCUACGUGCUUCUAUGCAGACCUACCCCUCGCAUGUCUGGCAGCGUGCUUCUUGGGGGAGCUGCUCAGCACCGCCACAUCGCGUCACGGCUGUAGCUCUGCGCGCGGCUGGUUCAUUGCACUCCCACAG
This is a messenger RNA of Prorocentrum cordatum, 1092 nucleotides long. The record is from the annotation of a GenBank genome assembly. Lineage: Eukaryota; Dinophyceae; Prorocentrales; Prorocentraceae.